Messenger RNA from Teleopsis dalmanni, 1047 nucleotides. Its product is annotated as coiled-coil domain-containing protein 43-like. The record is from RefSeq and is a predicted model, not a curated record. Lineage: Eukaryota; Metazoa; Arthropoda; Insecta; Diptera; Diopsidae. The transcript has a single exon. The coding region runs from base 46 to 690 and encodes 214 amino acids.
UUGUAUAAAAUUGUGAACAAUUAUAUAAAUUACAAAAAUAAAAAUAUGACAGACAAACGCGCUCUAUUCAAAAAUUGGCUACUGGAAAAAUUAGUCGAGUGGAAGACGGAUGAAUCAGUUUUUGGUAAUUAUAUACUUGGUAUCUUGGAAGGCGAUGAUACGGAUGAGGAAAAAAAAGAUGCAUUAACUGAUUUCUUGAGUGUACUGGUCGAUAAUACCAAUUGUUUAGUUAAAAUGAUAUUCGAAAAAUGGAAAGAAUUAAUGACAGAAGAUAAUGCAACUGACAAACAUCCAGCCUCGUCCUCCAUUGACGUUACCGAUCAACUAACUAAAUUACUGGAAGCACAAAAAAUACAAACCGUUUCCAAGGAACGUCAAUAUACAGAGGAAGAGCGCCAAAUACGUAAACAUAUAUUAACACAAUACUCAGAAACUCCAGUUACUGAUGAUGAAUCUUCUGAUAAGCCUGAAGAAGCUACCAAGAAUAUCACUCCCAAAACUUUAACCGGUGUUGAACGCAAUACUAACCUUCACGAUGUUAUAAAGUUGCAAAAAGAACGUAGAGAGCAAGCACGUCUUGAUAGUGCAGCCAAAAAACGUAAAGACAAAGAAGACCGUGAAAAGCAAAAACAACAACGUGAGGAGAAGAAAGAGAAACGUAAGACAGUAAAAGGCGAACAUCGUCGCUAAUUUCGUUGUUAAACUAUCCGUGUUAAAAAAAUUGACCAUUUAAUAAAAUUAUUUCAUUUUUUUUGCUAAAUAAUAAUUUAUUAUAAUAAUACGAUGGUAACAUGAUAUUUUUCCCGUUUACUCUUUUUCUGUAACUUACCACAAUCAUACAGCGUAUGCCAGCUAAAUGCAUAUUUAAUCGCCUCGUUGCUGCUGAUUUCCUCCGAUACCAGUCAAAAAUUUGAAGUCCAUGAGGAAGCGUAAAAUUGCCUAUUUCUGAUAUAUUCAGUUCUCCACCAUACUGCUUACCGGGAUUCCUGUAGAAAAUAAAAUAUGUGUUUAACUAAAUAAAUUAUACUAAAUAAAAUGUUUCGUGAA